Messenger RNA from Parasteatoda tepidariorum (common house spider), 474 nucleotides. NCBI's taxonomy places the organism in Eukaryota, Metazoa, Arthropoda, Arachnida, Araneae, Theridiidae. The record is from RefSeq and is a predicted model, not a curated record.
AUGUUUUGGGGUUGUUUCGGUUACAAUGGAGUUGGACCUUUGCAGCCUAUUGACGGUAUGAUGCGUUCUGAGCAGUACAUUACUAUUCUGGGUAAAAAAAAAUAUGAGUCAAAACCAGAAAUAAGUGUGGAAACACGUGCAGUAAUUAUUGCACUCCAUGCAGAAGGCUAUUCAAGUAGACAAAUUGCCUUUAAAACUAAUGUUUCUCAGACCAUUGUUGUCAGAACUUUGCAAAGGAAGAAAGAAACUGGCCAAAAUAAGAGCAGCCAGCGAUCAGGGAGACCUAGAAUAACGUCCAAAGGUGAGGAUAAGUUUAUCCGCCUUCAAAUUAAGCGACAGCGGACUCGAACAGCACCAGAAAUCAAUGAGGAAUUGAAUGCUACUCGGCAGAAAAUUGUGUCAGUAUCUACUGUACAACGUCGACUUCGUGACUAUGGUUUAAAAGGUUGUGUAGCUGCCACGAAACCUCUUUAA